Molecule: messenger RNA, 6921 nt
Organism: Ambispora gerdemannii
Lineage: Eukaryota; Fungi; Glomeromycota; Glomeromycetes; Archaeosporales; Ambisporaceae
Source: the annotation of a GenBank genome assembly
AUGGACGAAAUCACAGCACGACUCAAGAACAAAGACCCCUUAAUACAGAAAAAAGCUGCCAACGAUCUAAAAGUAGUGGUCGAAGGUCAGCCAAAUGUUUUGAACGAAGCUAACAAACGAAUAUUUGAAAUGAUGCAAGGAGAUGUACCUGAUAAGAUUGGUGGAAUCCUCGCUAUCGGUAUGGAAGUCUUACUUAAAUCAAAGAUUGAUAGAAAGGAACAUGCACUCAUCAACAACAAUAUUGAAACCACAACUCUAGCACGCUUCACAAAUUACUUGAAAAUGGUAUUGCCAGGCGCUGAUGCUCAAAUUAUGGUAUUGGCAGCACGGGCAUUGGGUCGAUUGGCAGUUCCAGGCGGUGCUGUUACAGCAUUAUUUGUACAAAACGAAGUAAAUUCUGCAUUAGAAUUCUUACAAGGAGAUAGACACGAAUCAAGACGCUAUGCAGCUGCACUUGUAUUACGAGAAUUGGCUCGAAAUGCGCCCACCUUAAUAUAUACUCAUGUACCACAGAUCCUUGAUCUGAUAUGGAUUGGUCUUCGCGACCAAAAAGUGGUUAUAAGAGAAGCCUCUGCAGAAGCCUUGAGUGCUUGCUUACAAAUUAUAUAUGAACGAGAAAGCAGUAUGAGGAUGGAAUGGUAUCGAAAGAUAUAUGAUGAAGCUUUCAAAGGACUAAAAUCAAACAACAUUGACCAAAUUCAUGGGUCGCUAUUAGUCUAUCGUGAAUUACUACAACAUGCAAAACCAUAUAUAGCAGAAAAAUAUAAAGUCGUAUGCGAUUCUGUUCUGCGGCUUAAAGACAAUCGAGAUGGGCUUAUACGGCGCACAGUCAUCUCCUUAAUACCGGAUCUUGCCAACUUCAAUUCAUCAGAGUUCAUAGCAACUUAUCUCCAAAAAUGUAUGGCACAUCUACUUAACCAAUUAAAAAGGGAUCGAGACCGCUCAAUAUCCUUUACUGCAAUUGGUCAGGUCGCGUGUGCUGUUGGCAGUAAUAUGGGACCUUAUCUCGACUCUAUAUUGAGUAAUGUGAAAGAAGGACUCUCGUUAAAAGGGAGAAAUCGGGUUGGAAAUGAAGCACCGAUAUUUCAGUGCAUAGGAAUGUUAGCCAGAGCAGUCGGACAAGCUCUCACAAAACAUAUGCACGAAUUACUUGAUUUGAUGUUUGCUUGCGGACUGAGCGAGCCACUCCGAGCUGCAUUAAUGGAAUUAGCUUCUUACAUUCCACCUUUAUUAAAAACAAUUCAAGAUCGUUUGCUGGAUAUGCUAUCGAUGACACUAAGUGGACAACAUUUCCGUCUACCCGGAACUUCUCCUUCUGAUGCAAACGAUAUUAGGAGACAUUAUGUCGCCCAAAUAUCCGAGAUGAAAGAUAUUGAGACUAUAACAUUGGCUCUGAAUACUUUGGGAAGUUUCAAUUUCGAAAAUCACACUUUGAACGAAUUUGUAAAGGAUUGUGUAGUGCGCUAUCUGGAAACUGAUAAUGUCGAAGUACGAAAAGCUGCAGCAUUUACAUGUUGCCAACUAUUCGCACGUGAUCCAAUUCUGGACCAAAUCAGUAGUCACUCUAUACAAGUGGUCAACGAAGUACUUGAAAAGCUUUUAGCAGUCGGUGUUGCUGAUCCAGAUGCAUCAAUACGAGAGACAGUCUUGUCGAACCUCAAUAAAAAAUUUGACCGACAUCUAGCACAAGCCGAAAAUAUUCGUUCUUUAUUUAUUGCAAUGAAUGACGAAGUUUUUGUUAUACGUGAGAUCACAAUAUCUAUUAUUGGUCGAUUGGCAGCACAUAAUCCAGCAUAUGUGAUGCCUUCUUUGAGAAAAACAUUAAUUCAACUUUUAACAGAACUCGAGUAUUCAUCAGUGAGUCGAAAAAAGGAAGAAAGUGCACGAUUAUUAAGUUUAUUAGUUUCAGCAUCACAAAAGUUAAUCAAGCCUUAUGUCGAAUCAAUUCUCACAGCACUGUUACCGAAAUCACGAGAUCCAAGCCCAGCAGUCGCUUCUAGUGUAUUGGCAGCUCUUGGUGAACUAGCACGAGUUGGAGGAGAAGAUCUGAUUCCUUUCUUGGAUGAUUUAAUGCCUCUGAUUAUCGAUGCAUUGCAGGAUCAAGGCUCGAUUACAAAAAGGGAUGCAGCAUUAAAAACUCUUGGGCAACUUGCAAGCAAUACCGGCUUUGUGAUCGAACCGUACUUGAAGUACCCUCAAUUGCUCAAUAUUUUAAUAAACAUUUUGCAAACUGAGACUUCUACAUCUAUAAGACGAGAGACUGUGAAACUAGUUGGUAUACUUGGCGCAUUAGAUCCUUACCGACACAAGAUAACAAUUGUCUCUUCUGACGAGGCAAUGUCUGAUCCUAAAUCUUCGAAUUCAGAUGUUUCUCUGCUUAUGAUCGGAAUGGGACCAUCUUCUGAAGAUUAUUAUCCUACGGUCGUAAUAAACGCGUUGAUGAGGAUACUACGAGAUCCUUCGUUAGCCAUUCAUCAUACUGCGGUAAUUACGGCUGUCAUGUAUAUUUUCAAGACGCUUGGCUUGAAAUGCGUUCCAUUUUUACCUCAAAUAACACCGGCCUUUUUGGGUGUAAUGCGAACAUGUCCAAAUGGAAUGCUUGAUUUCUAUUUUCAACAACUAAGCAUUCUCGUCUCAAUAGUUCAACAACACAUACGAAACUACCUAACAGACAUUUUUCAAUUGGUCAAAAGUUACUGGAAUCCAAGUGCACCAAUUCAAAUAAUGAUCAUCAAUCUUGUGGAGGAAAUUGCUCGUGCACUAGACGGCGAAUUUAAAAAUUACCUGCCGAAACUUUUGUCUGAUUUACUGCAGAUUUUUGAAGAAGAUAAGAGCGACAAACGGCAACCAACACAAAAAGUUUUACAUGCGCUUGUGGUUUUUGGGACUAAUAUUGAGGAAUAUAUGCAUUUAAUCAUUCCGAUGGUGGUAAAACUUUUUGAAAAGCAAGAAGUUCUGCUUUCUUUGCGAAAAUCAGCAAUAGUCACAAUUGGACAAUUAUCAAAAAAAGUGAAUUUCUCGGAUCAUGCAUCAAGAAUUAUACAUCCUCUUGCUCGAGUCCUUGCUGUGCCAGUGUAUGAAUUGAGAAUGGCUGCGAUGGAUACACUUUGUGAUCUCGUCUAUCAACUUGGCUCGGACUAUGCGAUAUUCAUUCCAAUGAUCAAUAAAGUACUACAAAAGCAUCGAAUUCAACACCAAGUUUACGAAAUCUUAGUUUCGAAAUUAUUAAAAGGAGAGGCGUUACCCCAAGAGUUCGGAUCAGAGGAACGAUACAAUGAAUCAAAGGCAGAAGAGACUCCUGCAGCUGAAGCAAGUGCCAAAAAACUUCCAGUCAAUCAGCAACAUCUCAAAAAUGCAUGGGAGUGUUCGCAAAGAUCAACCCGCGAUGAUUGGUCCGAAUGGAUUCGUCGAUUAAGCGUUGAGUUACUUAAAGAAUCACCAUCACAUGCACUAAGAGCAUGCGCAAGUUUGGCUGGAGUCUAUCAUCCCUUGGCACGUGAACUAUUUAAUGCUGGAUUCAUAUCUUGUUGGUCAGAGCUUUAUUAUCAAUACAAAGAUGAGUUGGUGCAAUGCCUUAUUUCUGCGUUGAGGUCACCAAAUAUUCCGCCUGAGAUUGUUUCGACGAUACUUAAUUUAGCCGAGUUUAUGGAACAUUAUGAUAAAUCUCUCCCCAUUGACAUUCCAAUGUUAGGCUCUUAUGCCGAAAAUUGUCACGCUUAUGCAAAAGCACUCCAUUACAAAGAACUCCAAUUUCUCGCUGAACCUUCGACUGAAACAAUAGAAAAACUAAUCCAAAUUAACAAUCAAUUACAAUUACCGGAUGCAGCUAUCGGUAUAUUGACGCAUGCUCAACAGAAUCCAAAUCUUCAAGAUCUACAAUUAAAAGAAAACUGGUAUGAAAAGUUAAACCGAUGGGAUGAUGCUCUAGCAGCCUAUGAGAGAAAGAGAAUCGAAGACCCUAAUGAUUUCGAGGCAACUAUGGGCGUUAUGCGAUGUAUGAAUGCUCUUGGUGAUUGGGAAGGUCUUUCUUCGUUAGCUCAAGAAAAAUGGACUGAGGCUUCUGCGCCAAUGAGAAAACAAAUCGCCGGAUUAGCUGCUGCAGGUGCAUGGGCUUUAGGACAAUGGGGAUCAAUGGAUGACUAUAUCUCCACGAUGAAACAAGAAUCUCCAGAUCGUACCUUUUUCCAAGCAAUCUUAUCCUUACACAAGAAUCAGUAUGGAGAUGCAGUCCGACAUAUCGAUAAAACUAGAGAUUUGUUAGAUACAGAAUUGACAGCAUUAGUUGGCGAAAGUUAUAAUCGCGCAUAUAAUGUUGUAGUUCGUGUCCAAAUGCUUGCUGAAUUAGAAGAAAUUAUAACAUACAAACAAUUUGCUGAUCAACCAGAUAGACAAGCAACAAUACGAAAAACAUGGAUGAAGCGUUUAAAAGGAUGUCAACGAAAUGUAGAAGUAUGGCAAAGAAUCCUCAAAGUCCGUACCUUAGUAAUCAGUCCAAAAGAAAAUAUGGAAAUGUGGAUAAAAUUUGCAAACCUAUGCCGAAAAAGUAAUCGCCUCGAGCUAGCAGAAAAAAAUUUAAAGCAAUUGCUAGUAGGCGAGCAGAAAAUAGCCACUGUUCAUCCGUCUAUACUUGCACGAGCUGCACCACAAGUUGUGUACGCUCAUCUAAAAUGGAUGUGGGCAAGUGGAAGUCGCGUUGAUGCACUAUCUCAUCUUCGGGAAUUUACGGGGCGAAUGUCAAGUGAAAUGCGAGGAAAUAAUUCCUUGCUUGCUCGAUGUUGUUUAAAGAAAGGCGAGUGGCAGAUGUUUUUGCAAGAGGAUUGGAGUGAAGACACUAUUCCCGAUAUACUGCAAUCCUAUUUGCUUGCUACUCAAUACGACAAAGAUUGGUACAAGGCCUGGCACGCAUGGGCUUUGGCAAAUUUCGAAGUAGUGUCACACUUUGAAAAACUUCACAAUUCAGAAAAUUCAAUAGAGGACUUAAACAACGUUGAGAUUCCGGACGAAGCAAUGACAGCAAUGCAUCAAGAGGCCUUACGAUAUGUAGUACCUUCUGUCCAAGGCUUCUUCCAAUCAAUUGCUCUAUCUCGUGGCAAUUGUUUACAAGAUACUUUACGACUUCUCACAUUAUGGUUUAAAUAUGGAUAUCAACCUGACGUUAGUGCUGCGCUGAAUGAAGGUUUCAAUAGCGUGAAUAUUGACACGUGGCUUGAGGUUAUACCACAACUGAUAGCACGCAUACAUGCCCAAAAUCCUAACGUGCGAAAAUUAAUUCAUCAACUUUUGGCGGAAGUGGGUAAAGAACACCCUCAAGCACUUAUAUAUCCACUCACUGUCGCCUCGAAAUCUCAGAGUCAUUAUCGACAAAAAGCAGCAGAAGCAGUGAUGGAUAAAUUGCGUGCACAUAGUGCAGUCCUCGUAGAACAAGCACUUCUUGUAAGCAAAGAACUCAUCCGAGUUGCCAUAAUAUGGCACGAAAUCUGGGCGGAACAAUUAGAAGAAGCCUCAAGGUUGUACUAUGUUGAACGAAAUUAUGAGGCAAUGUUUGUAAUAUUAGACGAGUUACAAGAACGACUAGAUCGUGGACCCGAAACUCUACGCGAAGUUGCUUUCGUUCAAGCAUACGGAAGGGAACUUCAAGAGGCAGGCGUAUGGUGUCGAAAAUAUAAACAGACACUUGAACUUCCUUUCCUCACGCAAGCGUGGCAAUUAUAUUAUGAUAUGUUUAAAAAGAUCACGACACAAGUUGCUUCAAUCACUACAUUAGAGUUACAAUAUGUGUCUCCCAAGCUCUUAGCGGCGCGAGAUUUGGAGUUAGCGGUUCCAGGAACGUAUCGUAGUGGAGAACCAGUCAUAAAAAUAAAGAGCUUCUUCCCAACUGUUAAUAUUAUAUCAUCUAAACAACGGCCGAGAAAACUGCACCUUAAAGGAAAUGAUGGUCGUGACUAUCAAUUCCUGUUAAAAGGGCAUGAAGAUUUACGUCAAGAUGAGCGUGUGAUGCAAUUAUUUGGACUCGUAAAUACAUUAUUAUCAAUCGAUCCUGAGACAUUCAAGAGACAUCUAAACAUACAACGUUACACAGUCACUCCGCUGACCCCCAAUAUUGGAUUGCUCGGAUGGGUUCCCAACUGUGAUACUUUACAUUCUCUUAUUAGAGAUUAUCGGGAGAGUAAGAAGAUAUUGCUUAAUAUUGAACAUCGACUCAUGUUACAGAUGGCGCCUGAUUACGACCAACUUUCCAUAAUGCAGAAGGUUGAAGUGUUCGAAUAUGCUUUAAAUAACACGACCGGUCAAGAUUUAUACAAAGUAUUAUGGUUGAAAAGUAAAAAUUCCGAAGCAUGGCUAGAGCGAAGGACGAAUUAUACGCGUUCUUUGGCGGUUAUGUCCAUGGUCGGCUAUAUUCUAGGAUUAGGCGACAGGCAUCCUUCUAAUAUCAUGCUCGAUCGGUUUACUGGGAAGAUAGUUCACAUCGAUUUUGGCGAUUGCUUUGAGGUUGCCAUGACGCGUGAAAAAUACCCGGAAAAAAUUCCGUUCCGGCUAACAAGAAUGCUUGUAACCGCAAUGGAGGUGAGCGGGAUUGAAGGCAAUUUCCGUACUACUUGUGAGGCAGUAAUGAGUGUAUUACGAAACAACAAAGAAAGUCUCAUGGCCGUCUUAGAAGCAUUUGUUCAUGAUCCUCUGAUUAAUUGGAGGAUCAUGGCAGCACCAAGUCCGCGAUUAGAAGGGGAAAAUCCAGGAAACGCAUUAUCAACAAAUCGUCGAGCACGCGAUAUUAUACAUCGUAUAUCCAAUAAAUUGACUGGCAAGGACUUUAACGAGAACCAAACUCUUGAUGUACCUUCGCAAGUCGAUAAGCUAAUACAACAAGCAGUUUCGAUCGAGAAUCUGUGCCAAUGUUAUAUAGGAUGGUGUGCGUUCUGGUGA